AGUCACAGAUUCCAGUCUGUGGCCUGAGGGGCUGAGGCUAGUGAUUGAAUAGUAUAGCAUAUGCCCACAAUUGCAGCAAAACAAGGCAGAGCCCACCUAACAACCCCAGAAUAAAAAAGGGCACCCCACAAAUUAAAAUUCUUUAUUUCAAACUAAUAAAUAAUCAUUCAAAACGCAUUCCUUAGAUAAUAAUGCCCCCAAGUCCAAGUCCAAGUCCAAGUCCCAUUCUCUUCUCUCUCUCUCUGAGCAAUGCCUGUCACAAACACAACAACACCAACUGUGGCAGAACACAUCAAAUGGAGAAGACCCAGAAACCAAUUCAACCACCAUCAGCACCCCAUUUCAGAAACCGAUCCAAACCCUCAAAUCCCUUCCAUUAUCCAAUCCACUAGGUGCAAGUCUACCAUUUCCUCCUUGCUCCUCUCCACUUUCUCCAACAACACCUCCUCCAACAAUGACACUCCCACCACCUUCAAUGCCACUGCCCAUAGCAAGAAAAAAAGCAACUUUUCUGCAUCAACCUUCAGAGGGUUGGGGUGCACCGCCGGAGCGUCGCAGCAGGUGUCGGUGCCGGCGGUGAUUCGCUCCUCCGCCGAUUGGCAAGGAAAGAAAACAAGAAAAAAGAAGCACAAGAGAAGCAGCAGCAGCAGCAAGAACAAGACUUUCCAUGGUGGGGUUCUAGAAGGGUCCAAUCCAGAGUGCGUGGAUUUUCAAGAUGUUUGGUGUGGCCCUGGAAUUGGGUUCUCAACAGAUGCUGCUGCUGCUGCCUCUGUUGAUUGUGUUGUGGCCAGGAAGAAUGUCUCUUCUGCAAGAGGGAAAAUUGAUGUGGAUAAGAUCACUCACAGGGAGCGAUCAUCGUAUGUGGGAAGGCGCACUGAAACCUUCACUUUUCUGGACAGUACUGAUCCUGACAUUUUCACACCACGCUCUGCCUCUGACUCUUAUGGAACUGCAACAUACUAUCGUAAUGUUAGAGAUCCUUCCUCUGAUGGUUUUGCUGAGGUUGCCUCUAAUAUACAUAUAAUGAUGCUCCAAGGGAGUCUACUAAUGGGUGGACAACUAAAUUCACAUGAUCAUUUCAAAGACUGGAGACUUGAUGUUGAUAACAUGUCCUAUGAGCAAUUGCUAGAGCUUGGUGAGAGAAUUGGUCAUGUGAACACUGGACUUAAGGAAGAUGAGAUGGGACGGAACAUAAGGAAGACUAGGCUUCAAUUUUGGGAUGAUACAUCAAAGCACCAAGUAGAUAAAGAGUGCAGCAUUUGUCAGGAGGAGUAUGAAGCAGGAAAUGAGUUGGGGAGGCUAAAUUGUGAACACAUCUAUCACUUUCAGUGUAUAAAACAAUGGGCUGCACAAAAAAAUUUCUGCCCAGUAUGUAAGCAACAAGUUGCGGCUCGACACUGAGUGACACAACCCUACUACUGUUUAGCUUCCAUUCUCAUCCAUAAAUUUGUGUAUAGUUUUCCAUAUUCAAUACAAGCAAGAAUUUUCAUUCUCUGCUGUCAAUCAUCAUUUCAUCUUUCAAAAUUCCUGCAUCCUCUGCGAGAAGUCGGCAAUUAUAUGUUAUUGAGUAAAGGUUUUUUAUUCGGGCUGAGACCUUUGCAUAUUAUACGCAAGAUUUGUCUUGCCUAAGAGCAGUUAUUUUUUAUUUUCUUUUGGGUUUUUAAUGAAGUUGUGUCUGUGACAUAGUAGGGUGUUCUUAUUUGGAAUGCUUGUCCUCAACUAUACCCAUUUUGGAUCCUAUGGUGAUAGUUUUUGUUGGCUGUUGCUACUUGCUAUAUCUAUAUUAUGUAACUUGUUUAUGGGAAAACUACUCUGCAGAUUAAAAUGAA
This is a messenger RNA of Glycine soja, 1829 nucleotides long. RefSeq lists its product as uncharacterized. The transcript is spliced from 5 exons. Gene Ontology annotation, molecular function: ubiquitin protein ligase activity. Bases 250 to 1401 code for a protein of 383 amino acids. Lineage: Eukaryota; Viridiplantae; Streptophyta; Magnoliopsida; Fabales; Fabaceae. The record is from RefSeq and is a predicted model, not a curated record.